This is a messenger RNA of Dufourea novaeangliae, 1846 nucleotides long. RefSeq names its product UTP--glucose-1-phosphate uridylyltransferase (gene UGP). The record is from RefSeq and is a predicted model, not a curated record. Gene Ontology annotation, molecular function: UTP:glucose-1-phosphate uridylyltransferase activity. Gene Ontology annotation, biological process: glycogen metabolic process; UDP-alpha-D-glucose metabolic process. Lineage: Eukaryota; Metazoa; Arthropoda; Insecta; Hymenoptera; Halictidae. The transcript has 10 exons. The coding region runs from base 275 to 1780 and encodes 501 amino acids. Gene Ontology annotation, cellular component: cytoplasm.
GUUAAAGUAAUUUUAUCAUUAAUAUAAAUUCGUAUUUUUGUUACGAGAUGUAAAAUGUGUGUCAUUUGCGUGUGUGGGUGUAUACAAAUAGCAUAAUUUAAGGAACUGCAGGAUCCGCAGAUUGAGUACAACUGCCACGUAUAGGUACACAUGCAAAAUCCAAACACGGUGGCUUGGAUCCAAAGCAGAGCCUUUUAUCUUUUCAUAACCUUCGCCAGAUUACAAAAGUCGUACGUUAGAGAGGAACUCCUGGUAAGCCGAGCGACUGAUAACAAUGCUGCAAGUAGAUGACAGAAAGGCACGUGGUCAUCAACGCAGUCCCUCAGAUACACAGGCAUUUCGCGAGAGGACCAAACGUGACGCCCUGAUCGAACUCCACAAUGAACUCGAGAAGCUCGAGACCACAGCGCCCGGUGACGACCUGAAGGAGGAGUUCCACCGACAGUUCGACGGUUUCACUCAUUUGUUCAAACGGUUCCUGCAAGAGGAAGGCCCGUCGCUGGAAUGGGAUCGUAUGCAGAAACUUCCCGACGAUGCGGUACGAGACUACAAUUCUUUACCAACCCCGGAAGGAGAAGAACUGAAAAUUCUUUUGAACAAGCUAGUUGUUAUUAAAUUGAACGGUGGCCUAGGAACUAGUAUGGGAUGCCAUGGACCAAAGUCUGUAAUUGCAGUGCUGGUUCAGCAAAUCGAGUAUUUGAACAAAACUUAUAACUCGAACGUACCUCUAAUUUUGAUGGAUUCCUUCAACACCGAUGAUGAUACACAACGUAUCAUUAGGAAAUACAAAGGGAUAGAUGUUGAUAUUCAUACGUUUAAUCAGAGCUGUUAUCCUCGUAUUAAUCGAGAUUCUUUGCUUCCAAUCGCUAAACACUGCUUCGUUCCAGAUGAUAUUGAAGCGUGGUAUCCCCCUGGUCACGGAGAUUUUUAUGAAAGUUUCAGAAGUUCAGGUUUACUAAAGAAAUUUUUGAAAGAAGGUCGCGAGUACUGUUUCAUUUCCAACAUUGAUAAUCUGGGUGCGACUGUAGAUUUUAAAAUCUUGAAGUUAUUGCUGGACAAACGUGAAGCAUCUCCUCUUGAAUUCGUUAUGGAAGUUACUGACAAAACUCGAGCUGAUGUUAAGGGUGGAACACUGAUUAAAUACGAAGAUAAGCUUCGCCUUCUUGAAAUUGCACAAGUUCCGAAAGACCACGUGGACGACUUCAAGUCCGUGAAAACAUUUAAAUUCUUCAACACGAAUAAUUUGUGGAUCAAACUCAGUGCCAUCGAAAGGGUAGUGGAGACAAAUUCGUUGAACAUGGAGAUUAUUGUUAACAAUAAGACAUUUGCGAAUGGCCUAAAUAUUAUCCAAUUAGAGACAGCUGUAGGUGCUGCAAUGAAAUCAUUCGAAGGAAGUAUUGGUAUAAAUGUGCCACGUAGCAGGUUCUUACCAGUAAAAAAGACCUCAGAUUUAAUGCUUGUUAUGAGUAAUUUGUAUACUCUCCGCAAUGGUUCCUUAGUAAUGAGUCCUCAACGAAUGUUCCCUACAACACCCCUUAUAAAACUAGGCGAUAAACAUUUCUCCAAGGUUAAAGAGUUUCUUACCAGAUUUCCUACUAUACCGGAUCUUUUGGAGUUAGACCACUUGACAGUGUCAGGCGAUGUUACCUUUGGAAAAGGUGUAACUCUUAAAGGGACAGUUAUCAUUAUCGCGAACCAUGGUGAACGUAUUGAUCUUCCAUCAGGCACAAUUUUAGAAAACAAAAUCGUUUCUGGCAAUCUACGUAUUUUAGAUCAUUAAAUUAUCUAAUUGAACGAACAAUGGUUUCAAUUGCUGUAAUUAACAAAGGAAUCAGAUGAAAUUGCA